Pseudocercospora fijiensis CIRAD86 is the source of this 1945-nucleotide messenger RNA. RefSeq lists its product as uncharacterized. The record is from RefSeq and is a predicted model, not a curated record. Gene Ontology annotation, cellular component: nucleus; cytoplasm. The transcript is spliced from 2 exons. Lineage: Eukaryota; Fungi; Ascomycota; Dothideomycetes; Mycosphaerellales; Mycosphaerellaceae. Bases 188 to 1747 code for a protein of 519 amino acids.
CGUCUCUGCUCUGGAAUCUGCUGGAUCUCUGCGCAGGCAAUAAUAUUUAGUGCUGCAUCCCCGAAGUGCCUCAUUCUCCUCACUAAUCAGCAUUUCUACCUCGCUUUUGCCUAUGCCACGAAACAUUAUUUUCCGAUAACCUCAGCUUCCUCUCCGACACCUCCGACAACGUAUCUUUGCACCCACUAUGACCGACUCACCAUUCCAGCGCAUACCGCUCGACCCGAAAGAACAGCCGAUCUUGGACCGAGUUCUGAUCAUCCGCGACCACCUAUCCCUCCUCAAGCAGGACCGAUCGACAUAUGUCAAGAGCGCAGAUGUUGUCAAGCACUAUAAUGCGCUGGUAGAGCAGGUUGAGCUGCUGAACCGCAUUCGCGAGAACAAGCGCGAUGAGCAGAACAGAGUCGAUACCGUCUUGGAUGACUGUUUCCGUUUGAUAUCACUUUUCUUCCUGACCAUUGGUCGCAAUCGAGAGGCGCCGGCAAUCUACUCGUGCGUAUCAACAGUAGACAGGCUGCUGAAUCACCUGAAAGAAGCUGGAUUCUAUCUUCCCAAAGAUCUAGAGAGCAUAAGCCAGAAUCUGGACAAAUGGGAGCAUACCAUCGAGAGAGGGCAAGAUGAGUACAGCCCUCACCUUCUGACCCUACUUGAGGCAAGAAUCAAAGUGGCCAAGGCCAAAUUACGUGAGCUUGAAGAGCCUCUGGGCGUCUUAGAAGCCGGACAAAUGAAGACCUAUGAGACUUUGGUCAGUAUUCUGAGAAGCUUAAGCGCGUGCAACACGAGGUCGAGGUUCCCUACCAAGGAAGUCAAGGAAUUCGAGAGGCAGCUUCUUGAGAUAGAAUCCAAGCUCAAGCUUACUCACGACGACCACAAAGGCAAGACCGCACAAGAAGUCUACGCCGAGCGACUUGAGCUCAUGAACAAAUGCGAGAACUGCCACCAGGAUCCCAACUUCGUUGUUCAGUCUCUUCUUGCACGCUGCCUGCUAUGGGUUGAGAUCAUCCAGCAGAAGCAAGGCAAGAUCGAUGAACGUUUCAAAGAGCACUUCGACAAGCUGCUCAAGAUCAAGAACAGUCUUGACCAGAUGAAUCUCACCAUGGCGUGGAGCUUACGCGAGACCGAUCUUUACGACUUCCAGCGACAGCUCGACCGUAUUGACGAUUCGCGUGUGAACGGCAACUUUGUCGAUGCGGAAGGAAAGCCAGCUGAUCUCUACGCUCAGCGAACUCUCCUCUACCUCCUGCGCAAGUCCUACGCUUACAUCUACCAAUACAUCAUCUCCUCCGAACCCGUCUCGGAAGCACUCCUCCCUAUCUACAACCAGCUUCUUACACUCAAGAGAUGUCUGGUGGAAGUCAAGAAGAACGGCGGCGUUGAUAGUCCGCGCGAGCUGUAUCCAUAUUCGAUGAAGCUGACAUCCAUCGACAACAUGAAAAAAGACGGCAAAUUCAUGAUUGGUAACGACAUCCCUGAAGGACAGGGCUCAGUCUCGGCUUUGUUGGCAGAGUGCUUCGAUCUGGCAUACGAGCUGCGGAAUGAAUCCGACGAGCGAGCCCAGAAGCAACACGAACCGCUGCCCGACCCAGAAGAGGUCAAUGGUGUCGGGAACAGGACGACUAGAGAUGAUAAGAGUGUCAACUUCAAAGUCGACGGAAUCGAGGAAGACAUUGAUCUGGACUCAAAUCCUGGUGCAAACCAAGCCAUUACUAGUAUGGGCCUGACCAGAACGAGGACAAGAGGCGAGUAGGAGAAGGGGGAAGUGUUUGACGCUUGGAUUUUCCGAUGCAUGGCGUCCUGCGGCGUUUCACAUACAGGCACGACAGAGUUGAAACUUAACGGCUGGUGGUAGUCUGACCACUUUUUGGGCAUGAGCAUGACUUGAGAUGUGUGAUUGUGGAUAAGUACUCGCGAGGGAAGAAUCAAGUGUAUGAAAAUUUGCCAGGCG